CCACUCUGACAGUAAGACAGGGAGCUGGUGUUUGGGAGUCAGUCUUCAGUCUGGGAGAGGUGUUGGUGGUGAUUCACGCAAGAUGGAGAGAGCUCCCCCACUGUGGACACUCACUAUGGCACCAAGUACUGCUGGUGAAGUAGGAGGGAUCCAGGGAAAGGUCCAGCCGGCUCACACGGCUACUCCAUAGCCUGGAGUCAGUCAGGAUAGCAGAUUGACCACCAAAGCUGCCGGCCUUAUCUCUCUCUGACCUCGGGGAUGGAAGGUAGGACGCUCGGCUUGGCCUCCAGGCUCACAGCUCAAGGAGAGCGCGGCUGAUCCCUGCAGAGGAAUUGGAGACCGCAGAGUUGGCAACGAAGAUGGAACUGGAGGGGCAGACCAGCCAGCCUCCACCAUGUGUGACACCAGCUGCUCCUCAAGCUGCCAGCCAUCCUGCUGCGUGUCCAGCCCCUGCCAGCCAUCCUGCUGCAGGCCUGCUGUAUGCAUUCCUGUGAGAUACCAAGUGGCCUACUGUGUGCCUGUGAGCUGUAGGCCCACUGUGUGCGUGGCCCCCUCCUGCCAGUCCUCUGUGUGUGUGCCUGUGAGCUGCCGGCCUGUCUGUGUGACCUCCGCCUGUCAGUCAUCUGGAUGCUGCCAGCCCUCCUGCCCCACCCUGGUCUGCAGACCUGUCACCUGUGGCACCCCCUCCUGCUGCUGA
Molecule: messenger RNA, 697 nt
Organism: Mesocricetus auratus (golden hamster)
Lineage: Eukaryota; Metazoa; Chordata; Mammalia; Rodentia; Cricetidae
Product: keratin-associated protein 12-1-like
Exons: 2
Coding region: 395-697 (100 amino acids)
Cellular component (GO): keratin filament
Source: RefSeq, a predicted model, not a curated record